Penicillium macrosclerotiorum is the source of this 1284-nucleotide messenger RNA. RefSeq names its product NAD-dependent epimerase/dehydratase family protein. The coding region runs from base 1 to 1284 and encodes 427 amino acids. Gene Ontology annotation, biological process: beta-D-galactose catabolic process via UDP-galactose, Leloir pathway. The transcript has a single exon. The record is from RefSeq and is a predicted model, not a curated record. Gene Ontology annotation, molecular function: UDP-glucose 4-epimerase activity. Gene Ontology annotation, cellular component: cytosol. Lineage: Eukaryota; Fungi; Ascomycota; Eurotiomycetes; Eurotiales; Aspergillaceae.
AUGGAUAGUCGCCGACAGUCAGAUGCUAGCACUCCUAUAGAGAGUGAUUCUCCAAUCUCGGUGGACACUCCUGCCACAGAGUCAUCAGUCCUUUUUGACAAUUUGGAUGAGCUUCUGAGACUUCCUCUUGAAAAUCAAUAUAUCCUUGUCACGGGUGGUUUGGGUUUUAUUGGCAGCCAUACCACAUUGGAGCUGCUCAAAGCAAACUAUAACGUGAUUGUGAUCGACAACCUCAGCAAUGCUUUUGAAAAUGUGUUUGAACGAAUCAGUCUUUUGGCUCAAAAGUUCCACAAAGAAAAUGGAACAUCCAUGCCCUCUUUGCGUUUGCAUGCUCACGAUUAUCGUGACACCUCUGCUCUUAAAGGGCUUUUGGAAAACUAUCGCCUUCAUUCAAGAUGGGGAUCCACAAAAUCCAAAAUCGCAGGUGUCAUCCACUUUGCGGCUUACAAAGCUGUGGAAGAGAGCAUCAGGGAGCCACUGAAAUACUAUUCAAACAAUGUAAGUGGCCUAGUCGACUUUGCCACAACCUUGGGAGAGUUUGGCAUCAAAAAUUUCAUCUUUUCCUCCUCUGCCACCGUGUAUGGUACCCUAGCAACAUCGGGUUUGCCAUUGAAAGAGGAGCUGUGUGUUCACAAAGAGGAAGUAUACACCGAUCACUCAGGAGACACGCAGACUGUGCAGCCUGGCUGUACAGGUAUCACCAAUCCAUAUGGGCGAACCAAAUGGAUUUGUGAGACAAUUUUGGCAGAUCUUGCUGCCUCAGAUCCAGAGUGGACCAUUGUUGCCCUGCGAUAUUUCAAUCCUGUUGGUUGUGAUUCAUCUGGUCUCCUCGGUGAGGAUCCAAGACAAGUGCCAACAAAUCUCCUUCCAGUGGUUGUCAAGGUUAUGACAGGCCAGUUUGCAGAGCUCCAGAUGUUUGGAACAGACUGGGACACUGUUGAUGGUACUGCAAUCCGUGACUUCAUCCAUGUUACUGACCUCGCUCGUGGGCACAUCGCCGCUCUCAGCACUGCGAGCGAAGGCAAACUCAGCGAGAACUUCCGAACCUUCAAUUUGGGUACUGGCUCCGGUCAUUCUGUCCUGGAAGUAGUCAAUGCCAUGGAGGAUGUCAUUUCAAGGCCGAUUCCCAGGAAGGCUGCUGAUCGCCGUGCUGGCGAUGUUGGUUCCUGUGUCGCAGUUGUCAGCAGGUCCCAAGAAGAGCUGCAGUGGAAAACAGAGAAAUCUCUCAAGGAUGCGUGCAAAGACAUCUGUAAUUUUCUGGAUGUCAGUGGUCUGUCUUCAUAA